Molecule: messenger RNA, 1550 nt
Organism: Homalodisca vitripennis (glassy-winged sharpshooter)
Lineage: Eukaryota; Metazoa; Arthropoda; Insecta; Hemiptera; Cicadellidae
Exons: 5
Coding region: 282-1037 (251 amino acids)
Source: RefSeq, a predicted model, not a curated record
AGCAAUCUUUUAUGUCUGCACUCAUUUUCGUACAAUAUUAUUAUUUGAAGGUGUAGGCCGUUGUAGCGUUUCGUCAGUACUAAUUUAGUGUAUAUUAUUCUUGUUGUAAUUCCACUCCUCUUCCUGAUUCUUAAUCAUUGAUAAGUUGUUUCAGUGUUAAUUUGUAAUAACUUAAAAACCAGACGAGGUGUCUAUCUAUUCUUGCAUUUGCUGUUUUAAGCGAUCUAAUCGACGUAGUCCACACAAGUUGUGUUUGGCUAAUUCACUUAAUUGAAGAAAUUAUGAGUGGCCGAGGCAGAGGAGGUGGCCGUGGACCGGUCCGCAUUAGAGUGUCCAGGGUUAUACCCGAACAAGGAGCAGUUCUAAAAACCCGUACCAACAAUGGUGACCUAUACGAGGAUACGAUGUUGCUGGUCAAAGACCAACCACUGCCGACAAGGAAACGUGGCAGACCAAAGAAAGUAGUAACGCAGAUCUCUCCGGUAGUAAGGAGUACUCCGGAGGUAAUAUAUGUGCCAUCGGUGCGAGAUGACAGACGCUAUGUGCCGUUUGUGACAAGUGUGAACAGAGCGUGUCCUGGGCCACUCCCUGGCCAGAUCCGACACACUAUCCGUUGUGUCAUACAGCCCACGUCUACUGCUGUCACCAGACCUUUGCAGCCACCUAGACCAAAGCAUAAGGAUGACAGAAUCGACUGGCCUGGCGACCUGAAGGAGUUGGUGGACACGUGGGACAAUCUGCCAGAGAGCAACACCAGAGAUGUGGUUAAGUGGUUACAGACCUCAUUGCAGCACCAAGGCUACCCCCACAUGGUGCGAAAUAUCCACCACAUGAUGUGUGAGUGGGACGAGUCCCUUGAAAACAAGAUCCAUCAGAUUGGCAGUUGGUGGCUUGGGAGUCCAGCGCCACCUUCGACCUCAGUGACUCCAGCAGUUCCAACGUUACCCAAGGUAGUGGUAGAGGCACAGCCAAACCCCCACCAGCUCUGCUCCCAGUGGUCAUCCAUGGCAGACAAUGAUGGGAAACAACAGCCAUAAGCUUGUGCUUUUGAUAUUUAUAACUUAUCUGUGAUUGUUGUCUAGAGUUCCUAUACUGUUGUUACAAAAUAUAUUAUGUUGUGAUCUGCAAUAACAUCAAAUGUUUCCAGAUCAGUUAUACUAUUAGAAACGAUAAUAUGUAAGACAAAUCUUGAUGGUUGUUAUUGCUAAAGGAAUUAAGUUAUAGCAUGCAUGACAACUAUUUAUUAAUUUGUUCCAAACUCAAAAUUUAUUGUAAAGGAUUCAAUUUGUUUUGUUUUGAUAAAAAAUGUCAGGUUUUGUUAUUUUGUAAAACUAUAGCUUAGAAUGGAGUAAAGACUGAUCUUUAGUAGUUAAUUAGACCAGUAAAAUAAUAUGUUUAAUUUUGUUUACUUUGUUCUCUUAAUAAAGUUGAUAAUAAUAAUGAUAAUUUGACCUUGUUUUUAUCACAUAGUUGUGUUCAAUUGAUGUAUCUGUAAUACAACCCAAGUUGUUAUAUGUGUGGUGAAUUAUAGAUGUUAUGUUCCAAACCUU